This is a messenger RNA of Camelina sativa (false flax), 885 nucleotides long. NCBI's taxonomy places the organism in Eukaryota, Viridiplantae, Streptophyta, Magnoliopsida, Brassicales, Brassicaceae. The record is from RefSeq and is a predicted model, not a curated record.
AUGCUGGUGAAGAUAUUAUCAUUUCUUCCGACAAAAGAAGCUGUAUCAACUUGUGUUUUGUCUAAUCGAUGGGAGUUUCUUUGGAUGUGGUUGUCUAAACUCGAGUUCAAUUCUCAGUCGGAUCCAAGGCCUGGACUUGGGGAUUUUUUAGACAAGAAGUUGCCAUUACAUAGAGCUCCCGUCAUAGAAAGCUUGUGUUACCACGUAACUUGUAAUUCACAUAUUAAACCUAAAAAUGUGAAACAGUGGAUUGAAAUCACAAUUUCUCGCUGUGUACGUGAGCUGGAAAUUGAUUAUUAUCCCAAUGGUGAAAAAGUCUUCAUAUUUCUCAGUAGCUUGUUUACCUGCAAAUCGCUCGUGACCUUGAAACUCCAACACAUAAAUCACACGGAUGUUCCCUAUAUGGUUUGUUUUCACGCUCUUAAAACUUUGCAACUUGACGCUGUGUCAUUCGUAGAUGGAACAUCUCUUCAGGAUAUGGUGGCUACGACGCUGGUAUGUGAUAAAUACUCCAUCAAGUAUUUGAAACUUGAAGACUGGAAUGAAGAGGAACAUUACUGUUUGAUUAAGAAUAUGCCUAAGCUGAGGGAAGCAUAUGUCGUGUCCCUUAAUCCCAAGAGUCUUAUGGGAUCAAUCACAUUUGUCAAGCGUCUAACAAUAUGUUCAGAGCCGAUCCCGACCACCUGGACACUGUCGCUAUCGCUGCUUCCUGUCGCCACCGCACCAGUCGUAGGGAACGCUCUGAUUCCUCCACCGACUCCCAGCUCCGAUCAAUCACCGUCAACCUCAUCACCAGCCGUCGACUUGAAUCCUGCUUCCUCCUCCUCAUCGAGUCCACAACCAUCUAGAGGUGUCAAAUGGUCCGUCCAUAGACCAUCUGGGUGA